AUGGUGAGGCCUCAAGGAGGAGAGAGACGUGACAGAAUUAGUACCGGCCGGUUCAAGGGUGUGAGGAUGANAAUGGUGAGGCCGCAAGGAGGAGAGAGACGUGACAGAAUUAGUCCCGGCCGGUUCAAGUGUGUGAGGAUGAGGAAGUGGGGGAAAUGGGUGGCGGAGGUUCGCCAACCCAACAGCCGUGACAGGAUUUGGUUAGGGUCAUACGAAACGGCGGAGGAGGCGGCGAGAGCUUAUGAUGCCGCUGUGUUUUGUUUGCGCGGUCCUACAGCGGUGAUAAAUUUUCCCGAUGACCCGCCGGAUAUUCUGUCGGCUGGUGAACUGUCUCCUCCUCAGAUACAGGUUGCUGCCUCGAGACACGCAAGGAGAGUUUUGCCUGAGUCGACUGAGUUGGGAAGCAGUGCGGUGGAGUUGGAGUUGAAACAGCCGGAGACUAGAACUGGGUUUUUUGGAGAGUGUGUAGAUAUAGGUUCUUCUUGUGAUUAUUCCAGUGCUGAUUGUUACUUGACAGCGGGGGAGAGAGGCGGAGGAGAAGGAGGCAGCGGUGUUAGUAUUGAGGGAGCAUAUUUUGGGACACAAAGUAUGUGGAGUUUUUAA
Messenger RNA from Fraxinus pennsylvanica, 603 nucleotides. The record is from the annotation of a GenBank genome assembly. Lineage: Eukaryota; Viridiplantae; Streptophyta; Magnoliopsida; Lamiales; Oleaceae.